CCGCGCCUGCUCGUCAUUCUGGCACUGUCAGCUGGACCGAGCAUCAAGCCGUGCUCCAACAAGGCAGCCAGAUGCCGGCAUAUGUAUUCAACAGCCAGCCUCACAGUGUCUUGGAAUGCACCAUCCACAUAGCAAACGGCCUCCCUGAGGGCGGCACCUCCUGACCGGCUGUCACAGUCACCCUAACACGGCGAGCUCGUGACAUUUGAGAACUGGUUUUCAAAGAUAGCCUCAGGUACUCCAGGUAGUUCUUUAUCGGAUACCUAGCCCCCUAGACGCGAUUCUCUUCCUCCUUCAAACUACCUUCGAUGCCACCGAAUAUUUCUAACGCAGCCGCGCUUUGAGGCCAGCUCAACAUGGCGUCUAACGUCUUCUCGAGGCUUGUCCCAACGCCCAAGCGGCGCUCGUUUUACGAAGAACUCCGACGCCGACAAGACGAUACCGAGGAUCAGGCCGGUCUAUUGGACGAGGAGAACUUGAACCAUGACUUCCAUAACUACGAUCUAGGGCAUGCUGAAGGCCUUGGUGUUGGAGAUAGCCGCACCACUGUUGGCGAUGUGCCCGGCCCGGCCUCAAGAGGCCGUGGGCACCCCUCUGGUUGGCGCAACAAGGACCACCGGUCUACUUGGGCAUCGCAAGAAGACGACGGGGACAAUGAUGUUCCCGCGUCACUGCUGGUGGAACGCCACGAUCGAGACACAGAGGUGCCUGCCGGGCGGUCGAGGAGGAGCAAGAGAGGGCACCAAACCGCUGCGAUUCCAGGAUCAUCUAGGACUCGUCAACAAUGGGAGACGACGCAGGCGGAGCAGCGGCUGCACAACCACGAAGCUUCUGGGCAACCCUACGGGGGCCUCCCAAACUCACUCUUCGCUGGCAUGGUGUUGGGCAACGCCAAGAAGAAGGCGGAAUGGAGAUGGGCUAAUAUCUUGAAUCUCGACAACUUCAUGAAGGACGUCUACGACUACUAUCUCGGCAAUGGCAUGUGGUGCAUUCUGGUGGAGAGAGCCCUGCACCUAGUCAACGUGGCGUUCGUGGCCGUUCUUUUGACCUUUCUCUCCCAGUGCAUUGACUACGGCAAGCUUCGCGGCAGCCAGAAGCUUUCGCAGAUCCUGGUUUCCCAGUGCACCAAGAACAUGUCUGGCCUGUGGAACUUUGGGUUGUGGAUGUUUUCUUUUUACUUUAUCUGGAAGUUGGUCCAGUAUCUCCUGGAUAUCAGGCGGCUCUUGAACAUUCGCGACUUCUACCUUUACCUACUUGACAUCCCAGACGAGGACAUGCAGACCAUCACCUGGCAGGAGGUAGUCGCUCGCAUCAUGACACUCCGCGACAUCAACCCAAAAACGGCAUCCGCCUUGACCCAGACACAGCGACGCUGGGUUGGCGGACAGUCUAAGGAGAGGCUUGACGCAUCCGACAUUGCCAAUCGGCUCAUGAGGCGAGAGAACUACCUGAUUGCGCUGGUCAACAAGGAUAUCUUGAAUCUGACCAUCCCGCUGCCCUUCUUGCGCAAUCGCCAACUCUUCUCCCGGACCAUGGAGUGGAUCCUGAUGUUCAGCAUCCUCGACUUUGUCUUUGACGAGAGCGGCCAGGUCAAUCAGGAAUUUCUUAAACCAGGACGCCGGGGUGAACUCGGUCUGAAGCUUCGUGGGAGAUUCAUCUUUGCUGGUCUCAUGGUUCUUAUCCUCUCACCCUUCCUGGCUGGGUACCUUCUUGUCGUCUAUUUUCUCAUGUACUAUCAUGAAAUACAAAGAAACCCCUCAGUUCUGUCGUCACGGACCUACACGCCGCUGGCCGAAUGGAAAUUCCGAGAAUUCAACGAGCUGCCCCAUCUCUUUCGGAAGCGGCUCGACAUGUCUCAUCCAUUUGCAAGCCACUACAUCGACCAGUUCCCUAAGGCCAAGAUGGAGAUGCUUGCGCGGACCGUGGCGUUUAUCUCCGGCGCCCUUGCCACGGUGCUUGCGAUUGCGUCAGUGGCCGACCCUGAGUUGUUCCUGGGUUUUGAGAUCACCCCUGACCGGACCGUUCUCUUCUACACAGCCGUUUUUGGAAGCGUGUGGGCGUUCGCCCGGGGGAGCAUAUCGGAGGAGAAUUCGGUGUUCGACCCCGAGUAUGCCAUGCGCAACGUCAUUCAAUACACGCAUUACGAGCCGGAUCACUGGGAAGGCAGGCUACACAGCGCCGACAUCAAGCAGGAGUUCUCGGCCCUGUACAAGGUCAAGGUGGCCAUUUUCAUCGAGGAAAUCUUGAGCAUCCUGACCACACCCUUCGUUCUGUUCUCGAGUCUUCCAAAGUGCAGCGAUCAGAUUAUCGACUUCUUCCGCGAAUUCACCGUCCACGUUGACGGGCUCGGCUACGUCUGCACGUUUGCCGAGUUCGAUUUCAAGAAGGGCAUCGGCAAGGGCAACGCCAAUGCGGAUGCGGGGGACGUUCGAAAAGAUUACUACUCGACCAAGCACGGGAAGAUGGAGGCGUCGUACUAUGGAUUCAUGGGCAACUACGGCAAUUUUGCCCUCAACCCAAGGACGGGCGCGGCGUCGCAUCUCCCGCCAGGGACACGGAAUCAGUUCCAUCCGCCGCCAGCAUGGCCCAGCAUAAACUCGCCUCCAACGGCAACCGAUUUCCAAAGCUCGAGAAUGGAUCGUGAGCGAACGAGGGGCGGCGUGUCGGCCAAGGGCCCGCGGCACAGCGCUGCAUUGGCUCAGUCAGGGCCCAUGGCUUCUAUCCUGCUUGAUCCGCAUCAUCAACCGCCGAGUACUGCCCUUCACCCCAAUAGGAGUAUACACGCGGCCCGGCACCCACGCGGUGGUCAUCACCAACAAGGGGUCAUCGAAGAGGCCCUGGAGGACGACGAUUGCGAGAUGAGCGACGCUGCGAGGCCGCAGAACGAUGAGGAGGAGGCCUUUGAGAAUGGAGGCUGGCUUGAAGAGUCGGCGUGGCAGGCAUCGCCCACCAGGACAAUAAGUAGAGGGAACAGUGCAGCAGAGGACCGUGGACCGCCCGAGGCUGGGGUCGUGCAUAUGAUAUAUCAGUUCAAUCAGGCGCAACUGAAUCGUAGGCCGGGCGGUGUGAGAUGAAGUUGAUAAGCGCGCUGGGGUGUGUCCCAGACGGGACGAGCGGAUUGAAUUGACAUCCAAACAUGCAUUUUACACAUAUUCCAUGCAGCGCUGGUCACAAGUGGAAGAAGAGAAGCAAGAG
Molecule: messenger RNA, 3195 nt
Organism: Parathielavia appendiculata
Lineage: Eukaryota; Fungi; Ascomycota; Sordariomycetes; Sordariales; Chaetomiaceae
Product: APG9-domain-containing protein
Exons: 4
Coding region: 357-3074 (905 amino acids)
Biological process (GO): nucleophagy; autophagy of mitochondrion; protein localization to phagophore assembly site
Cellular component (GO): phagophore assembly site; autophagosome
Source: RefSeq, a predicted model, not a curated record